Messenger RNA from Hipposideros armiger (great roundleaf bat), 1624 nucleotides. It is a transcript of the gene RAB6B, whose product is annotated as RAB6B, member RAS oncogene family. The coding region runs from base 391 to 861 and encodes 156 amino acids. The transcript is spliced from 5 exons. Gene Ontology annotation, molecular function: GTP binding; GTPase activity. The record is from RefSeq and is a predicted model, not a curated record. NCBI's taxonomy places the organism in Eukaryota, Metazoa, Chordata, Mammalia, Chiroptera, Hipposideridae.
GGCGGGAGGGGGGCGAGCGGCGCGGCUCGGGAGAGCGCUCCUCCGCCCCGCGCGCGGUCCCUGCGCCCCGCUCCGCCCGCACCGCUCUGUCCGCGCCGCGCUCUGGCGUCCACAGCGCGCUCCUCGCUCCGCAGCUAGCGCCGCCCGCGGCAGCUCAGCCCAGCCUUCCUCCUCCUCCUCCUCCUUUCCCUCCUCCUCUUUCUCCUCCGCCGCCGGACACGCAGCCGCAGGCCGGGGCCGGGACGCAGCUGGGGAGGCAGGGACGCGCGCAGCCAGCCCUUCCCCCUCCGGCUCCCGCACCGCUGGCCGCCUCCCCUUGCCCUCCUCCUCUUCCCUCCCUGCUCCUUCGCUUCUCCUCCUCCUCCUUUCCCGGCCCUGGCUGCCAGCACCAUGUCCGCAGGGGGAGAUUUUGGGAACCCACUGAGAAAAUUCAAGUUGGUGUUCCUGGGGGAGCAGAGCGUCGGGAAGACGUCUCUGAUCACACGGUUCAUGUACGACAGCUUUGACAACACGUACCAGUCAGACAUGUCUGUCUUCCUCUGGACCAGUCAUCAGCUUUGCCUCAGAUACAGCCCCUCGUCUGCCUCCCUCAAGUUCCCUGCUUUUCCUCUGCUGUCAUCUGAAAUGCCAGAUAACCUCAACUCCUUCCAACAGACCUCGAAGUGGAUCGACGAUGUCAGGACAGAGAGGGGCAGCGAUGUUAUCAUCAUGCUGGUGGGCAACAAGACAGACCUGGCUGACAAGAGGCAGAUAACCAUCGAGGAGGGGGAACAGCGCGCCAAAGAACUGAGCGUCAUGUUCAUUGAGACCAGUGCAAAGACCGGCUACAAUGUGAAGCAGGUAGGAUGCGCCUGGUACUGAUCCCUGCCCCAGCUUGGCCUCGGGGCCCACUUGUGGCUUCCAACAUGGUCAGCCAUGGGCUCGGCCCUACCUUGUCCCAACAUGCUAGUGACUGGUUUGGGGCAGACAACCAGAGUGCCCAUAAACCCACCUAACUGGGAACAAGCUUGCCUUCAAGGGUGUCCGGAGAACAUCACCAUUGGCAGCUGUACAGCAACCAGUGGCGUGGCCCCUGUUGAGUGUCCAGCCACUAACUCUCAGGUGGCUGAGAGAAGCAUUGUUUCCCUAGCGUCUUGCCUGACUGAGGAUGGGGGUGCAGGGGUUAUGCCUCGUGCUCAGCAAGUGCUCAGGUGGAGGGCCAGGCAGGCUUGGAGAAAGGAACCCGCCCAUGGUACACUGGAGCUCUCAGAGGGGAGAGGCCUGGUGAACCAAACAGGUCAGAGGAGUGACAGAGGGGCAGGGGUAGUGCUGAGCCCCAGAGUAGGGGGCUUCUCCGGGGUCCACAGACCCCCAAGGCGUCCAUGGAUGGACUGAGCAGGUCAGUGGAUUUGGGUUGGAAAACCCACAGCUUUAUCUUCAGUGUCGUCUAACUGCUUUUUAGCGUUACCUUCCGCGAUAAAUGUAGACAAGACUCCGUAACAGCUGUUACGCUCCUGUGGCUUCAUCACGUAGAGAUCACAGUCAUGUUCUUAUCACCUUACAGUGUUGCUGUAUCUUGAACUUGACAGGCAUCACUACCUCAGUGUCACUGUGGUUAUUAGACACACUGCCAGCUUUGGCUGCU